AUGAGACUAGUUGGGUUUGAUGCGAUCAUGGACAAGGAGGUUCAGGAAACACAGCUUUUGGCCGAGGAAGGAGAUGGAAUGGAGCAGCUUGUAGCUGAGGAGGACUUGAAGCAGAGCAGCUUGUACUAUGGCGUCGAAAAGGAAGAAGGAUCAAGCGGUGUUGGAGAGGCCUUGCUAGAUCAGAUCAAGAAGAUGAUGGCAGAGGAGUUUGAUCGGAGAGAUCAGAUCAAACAGGCAAAAGGAAGGAGACUAGGAAUCCGAUACAUAUCUGAUGGAGACAAGAGGAACGAUCCCAUGGCAUCUCAUGGUCUCGGUGACGAUCAGGCUCAUGUCUACUACGGCAGCGGUCAUUCCUCUCACUCAAGCCGGCGCCGAUCUAGAAGGCCGCGAGAUGAGCCAGACCGUAUGACGAGUACAUGGACUUGGGAAAAGAAGUGCGAGUUCAAUUUCAACUUGCACAACAUCAUUGGAGACAACCGUGUCAAGCUAGCCGUCUCGGAGUUCAACGAUUAUGCGUUGAGAUGGUGGGAACAAAUCAUUUUGGCUCGCGAGAUUGGUGGUGCCUUUGAGGUUACCACUUGGGAAGAAAUGAAGCGCAUCAUGAGGCAGCGAUUUGUCCCUGGCCAUUACCAACGUGAGCUACACUCCAAGCUCAGGAAGCUUACUCAGGGCUCCAAGUCUGUGGAAGAAUAUUAUCAAGAGAUGGAGAGGAGAAGCUCCACUCGAUUCAAUUCAGAGCCGCGCAGACCAACCUUUCACCGCGACACCAAGUCCUUCGCGCCCAAGUCAGAAACAAACCUCUGGCUACUAAUCAAGACAGGAGCCGGACUGAGCGCACUCCACCAGCCAGAACCCGUGAUCUCAAGUGCUUUAGGUGUCAAGGGUUUGGGCAUUAUGCCUCUGAUUGCUUGA
Microthlaspi erraticum is the source of this 912-nucleotide messenger RNA. NCBI's taxonomy places the organism in Eukaryota, Viridiplantae, Streptophyta, Magnoliopsida, Brassicales, Brassicaceae. The record is from the annotation of a GenBank genome assembly.